AUGUAAUUUGAAAGAGAAAGAUUCAACUUGAUAAAAAUUAAAAUUUUAAAUCAAAAAUCUACCAAGAUUUGUAAAAUGAAUGAAAAUAAUUAAUUAUCUAACAAAGCAAUUUCGCAAGAGUCAACAAUAAAUCAUUCUCAUUCUUAAGAAGAAACAUAGCUAGAAAGGGAAACCUAAUUCUAGCUAAGAUUCAAAAAUUAAUCUAAAUUGACAAAUCAGAGAUCUCAAUCUCAAGUAGAAAAAAGCUCAAUAAAGAUUUCAAAUAAUAGUUAUCUUAUGACAAACACAUCAGGAGAAAUUAUAAGCUAAAAUUAAACUAAUAGUAAAUCUCAAAUGAGAUAAAAAGAUUUGUAGACAGAAUACAAUUCUAAUAAAUAGAAUGUGUCUUAAGACUAAGUGAAUCUAAACGACUCAUGCUUAGUUGAAUAAUAAAUGCAAGACACUAGAUAAAAGCUCAUUUCUUAGAAUAAGAAACUAAAAUAAUAGCUGAAGGAUUUUGCAAAUGUGAUGCUUAAUAUCAUCUAAAAAGAUAAGGACUACAAGACUAAACCAAAAAAGUAAUAAAAAGAUUUAGAACCAGCUGAGUUACUACAAAUAAAGAAAUAGAGAGCUAGAUAGCAUCAAUUAUAAAUAAAUGAAAUGAAGACCAACAUUCAACAUUUAAGAAAGAUACUUGAGACUUCUUAUGAUCUGAAUAAGAUAUUAGAAAAAGAAGAAGAACUGAAAUAAGUUAAAAAAGAAUUUAACGGAUUAGUUGAAGAAAAGGAAUAAUUAUUAAAGCAAAGGCAAAUUGAAUAAAGUAAAAAUGUUAAAUAUUAUCAAAGCGAAGAAGAAUACGAAAAGUAAAUGAAGGUUUUAAAGGAGUAGUUGAAAAAAAUUAAGGAAGAAAACAAGGAAAUUGCAGAAAAAAUAUAAAUCAAAGAGAGAAGCAUUAAAAAAUUAUAAGACAAUAUUUAGUUUAAAGAAGAUAAGAUCAAAGAUAUGCAAAAUAAAAUCAAAGAAAGAAACAAAAUAUUAGAAAAUAGCUAAGAAAAUGAAGUAUCGGACGAAGUUAUUGCAGACCUUUAAAAUAAAAUUAAAGAGCUUGAAGCUGAAAAGAAGAGAAAUGACUAAAAGUUCUAAGAAGAACUUAGUAAUUUGCAUAAAGAGAAAAUAGACUUUUAGUAAUAGUAUGAAAAGAAGUUAUAACAGUCUAAAGAGAAAGAAAGAUAAUUAAAGCUGAGUUAAAUAAAACUGAAAGAAAUAGCAAGACUAAUCAAGUCAAACUAAAAUCAUAUGUUAAGUAAUACAAAAAAAACAUAAAAUUAAAUUGAAGAGUAAAAGCAGGAGAAAGCUUACUUAGAAAAAAUGAUUUAGCUGAGGACAGAGUAGAUAAAUAAAUUAAAAUAAGAAUUCGAUGAGUAUGGGGGAGAUGAUGAGGCUGAAAAAUCAUCACCUUAAUGA
Messenger RNA from Tetrahymena thermophila SB210, 1443 nucleotides. RefSeq lists its product as hypothetical. The transcript is spliced from 7 exons. NCBI's taxonomy places the organism in Eukaryota, Ciliophora, Oligohymenophorea, Hymenostomatida, Tetrahymenidae. The record is from RefSeq and is a predicted model, not a curated record.